CCAGGCCUGGAGCCGACACCACCGCCAUCAUGCCGGCCGUAUCCAAGGGCGAUGGGAUGCGGGGGCUCGCGGUGUUCAUCUCCGACAUCCGGAACUGUAAGAGCAAGGAGGCGGAGAUUAAGAGAAUCAACAAGGAACUGGCCAAUAUCCGCUCCAAGUUCAAAGGGGACAAAGCUUUGGAUGGCUACAGUAAGAAAAAAUACGUCUGUAAACUGCUCUUCAUCUUCCUGCUUGGCCAUGACAUUGACUUCGGGCAUAUGGAAGCCGUGAACUUGCUUAGCUCCAACAAGUACACAGAGAAGCAGAUAGGUUACCUGUUCAUCUCGGUGCUGGUGAACUCGAACUCUGAGCUGAUCCGGCUCAUCAACAAUGCCAUCAAGAAUGACCUGGCCAGCCGCAACCCCACCUUCAUGUGUCUGGCCCUGCACUGCAUCGCCAAUGUGGGCAGCCGCGAGAUGGGCGAGGCCUUCGCCGCUGACAUCCCUCGCAUCCUGGUGGCCGGGGACAGCAUGGACAGCGUGAAGCAGAGUGCGGCCCUGUGUCUGCUGCGGCUCUACAAGGCCUCGCCCGACCUGGUGCCCAUGGGCGAGUGGACGGCCCGCGUCGUGCACCUGCUCAAUGACCAGCACAUGGGCGUGGUCACAGCUGCUGUCAGCCUCAUCACCUGUCUCUGCAAAAAGAACCCGGAUGACUUCAAGACGUGCAUCUCCCUGGCUGUGUCUCGCCUGAGCAGGAUCGUCUCCUCGGCCUCCACUGACCUCCAGGACUACACCUACUACUUCGUCCCCGCGCCCUGGCUCUCAGUGAAGCUCCUGCGGCUGCUGCAGUGCUACCCCCCGCCAGAGGACGCGGCCGUGAAGGGCAGGCUGGUCGAGUGUCUGGAGACUGUGCUCAACAAGGCCCAGGAGCCGCCCAAGUCCAAGAAGGUCCAGCACUCCAAUGCCAAGAACGCCAUCCUCUUCGAGACCAUCAGCCUCAUCAUCCACUACGACAGUGAGCCCAACCUCCUGGUGCGGGCUUGCAACCAGCUGGGCCAGUUCCUGCAGCACCGCGAGACCAACCUGCGCUACCUGGCCCUGGAGAGCAUGUGCACGCUGGCCAGCUCCGAGUUCUCCCACGAGGCGGUCAAGACCCACAUUGACACCGUCAUCAACGCCCUCAAGACGGAGCGGGACGUCAGUGUGCGACAGCGGGCGGCCGACCUCCUCUACGCCAUGUGUGACCGGAGCAACGCCAAGCAGAUCGUGUCGGAGAUGUUGCGGUACCUGGAGACUGCUGACUACGCCAUCCGUGAAGAGAUCGUCCUGAAGGUGGCCAUCCUGGCUGAGAAGUACGCAGUGGACUACAGCUGGUACGUGGACACCAUUCUCAACCUCAUCCGCAUCGCAGGCGACUAUGUGAGUGAGGAGGUGUGGUACCGCGUGCUGCAGAUUGUCACCAACCGUGAUGACGUCCAGGGCUAUGCUGCCAAGACUGUGUUUGAGGCGCUCCAGGCCCCAGCCUGUCACGAGAACAUGGUGAAGGUCGGCGGCUACAUCCUUGGGGAGUUCGGAAACCUGAUUGCCGGGGACCCCCGCUCCAGCCCCCCAGUGCAGUUCUCACUGCUGCACUCCAAGUUCCACCUGUGCAGCGUGGCGACGCGGGCCCUGCUGCUGUCCACCUACAUCAAGUUCAUCAACCUCUUCCCGGAGACCAAGGCCACCAUCCAGGGCGUGCUGCGGGCCGGCUCCCAGCUGCGCAACGCGGACGUGGAGCUGCAGCAGCGCGCGGUCGAGUACCUCACCCUCAGCUCGGUGGCCAGCACGGACGUCCUGGCCACGGUGCUGGAGGAGAUGCCGCCCUUCCCCGAGCGCGAGUCGUCCAUCCUGGCCAAGCUCAAGCGCAAGAAGGGGCCGGGAGCCGCCAGCGCCCUGGACGAUGGCCGGAGGGACGCAAGCAGCAAUGACAUCAACGGGGGUGUGGAGCCCACCCCCAGCACGGUGUCGACACCCUCACCCUCCGCCGACCUCCUGGGGCUGCGGGCAGCCCCUCCCCCAGCGGCACCCCAGGCUCCCGCGGGUGCAGGCAACCUCCUGGUGGACGUCUCUUCCGAUGGCCCAGUCGCCCAGCCCGGCCUGGGGCCCACCCCCGAGGAGGCCUUUCUCAGCGAGCUGGAGCCGCCUGCUCCUGAGAGCCCCAUGGCUUUGCUGGCUGACCCAGCUCCAGCUGCUGACCCAGGUCCUGAGGACUUCGGGUCGCCCAUCCCAGAGGCUGAUGAACUGCUGAAUAAGUUCGUGUGUAAGAACAAUGGGGUCCUGUUUGAGAACCAGCUGCUGCAGAUUGGAGUCAAGUCAGAGUUCCGGCAGAACUUGGGCCGCAUGUAUCUCUUCUACGGCAACAAGACCUCAGUACAGUUCCAGAGCUUCACGCCCACUGUGGUCCACCCUGGGGACCUCCAGACUCAUAUCCUCUUGGCCUGGCCCAGCCCCCUGGCUCCGGGUCUGCCUUCCUGGGACGAGAUGGACCCGGGUCGAGACCCGUCUUCAGCCCUCUUGCCUGAGAGCCUGAGCGUGCCGGCCACACUGACAGUGUUUGUGCUGGAUCAUAUCAUUGAGCACCGAGGACACAGCGUCCAAUUCGCAGAUGAGGCUGAGGGAGGCCAACGCCCUCUCUCCCACGCCAGGUAUGGGGGAGCCCCUCAGUCCCUCACCCUGAAGCUCCCCGUGACCAUCAACAAGUUCUUCCAGCCAACAGAGAUGGCGGCCCAGGACUUCUUCCAGCGCUGGAAGCAGCUGAGCCUCCCCCAACAGGAGGCACAGAAGAUCUUCAAAGCCACCCACCCCAUGGACGCUGAAGUCACGAAGGCCAAGCUCCUGGGGUUUGGCUCCGCUCUCCUGGACAACGUGGACCCCAACCCCGAGAACUUCGUGGGGGCCGGGAUCAUCCAGACGAAAGCCCUGCAGGUGGGCUGUCUGCUCCGGCUGGAGCCCAACGCCCAGGCUCAGAUGUACCGGCUGACCCUGCGCACCAGCAAGGAGCCUGUCUCCCGUCACCUGUGUGAGCUGCUGGCCCAGCAGUUCUGAGCCCCGGACCCUGCCCCCGGAAGUGUGGCCGGUGCCAGGAAGCCCCCAGGACUGAGGGAGCUUUGGUGGAUCGGAGCAGUGAGGGGACCUCUGCUGGUGACAGGGAAGACCCCAGGGUAGGGGGGUGCCUGGGACUUUCCUCCGGCCUUUUGUAUUUUUAUUUUUGUUCAUCUGCUGCUGUUUACAUUCUGGGGGGUUGGGGGAGCCCCCUCCCUCCCUUCC
Molecule: messenger RNA, 3284 nt
Organism: Myotis brandtii (Brandt's bat)
Lineage: Eukaryota; Metazoa; Chordata; Mammalia; Chiroptera; Vespertilionidae
Gene: AP2A1
Product: adaptor-related protein complex 2, alpha 1 subunit
Exons: 24
Coding region: 30-3062 (1010 amino acids)
Biological process (GO): clathrin-dependent endocytosis; intracellular protein transport
Cellular component (GO): AP-2 adaptor complex; membrane coat
Molecular function (GO): clathrin-cargo adaptor activity
Source: RefSeq, a predicted model, not a curated record